Molecule: messenger RNA, 879 nt
Organism: Thamnophis elegans (Western terrestrial garter snake)
Lineage: Eukaryota; Metazoa; Chordata; Lepidosauria; Squamata; Natricidae
Product: vomeronasal type-2 receptor 26-like
Exons: 1
Biological process (GO): G protein-coupled receptor signaling pathway
Cellular component (GO): membrane
Molecular function (GO): G protein-coupled receptor activity
Source: RefSeq, a predicted model, not a curated record
GAAGACCAAUAUCCCAACAAGGACAAGGAUCAAUGCAUUGCCAAGAAGAUUCACUUCCUUGCCUAUCAAGACACCGUGGGAUACAUUUUAGUUUUUCUCACUCUCUUUUUCAAAGUGAUCACAGUGGCAGUUUUGCUGAUUUUCUAUGAACAUCAUGACACACCCAUCGUGAAGGCCAACAACCGAGAUCUCACCUACAUCCUCCUGGUCUCCCUCCUGCUCUGCUUCCUCUGUUCUUUCCUCUUCAUUGGUCAACCAGGGAAGAUCACCUGUCUCUUACAACAAUCUGCUUUUGCAAUUCUCUUUUCCCUUGCGGUUUCCUCUGUGUUGGCGAAAACUGUCAUGGUGGUUCUGGCCUUCAUGGCCACCAAGCCAGGGAACAAGACAAGGAAACUCUUAGGAAAACCAUUGACCAACUCCAUUGUCUUAGCUUGUCCCCUGGUCCAAGCCCUUCUUUGUGCCACCUGGCUGGUAACCUCUCCCCCAUUUCCUAACUUGGACUUCAACUCCUUGUUUGGAGAGAUCAUCUUGGAAUGUAAGCAAGGCUCAGCUUUAAUGUUCUACAUUGUCCUUGCCUACCUAGGUCUUUUGGCCCUUGUCAGUUUCACAGUGGCAUUUCUUGCUAGGAAAUUGCCUGACAGCUUUAACGAAGCCAAGUUUAUUACUUUCAGCAUGCUGGUCUUCUGCAGUGUUUGGAUCACUUUCCUCCCCACCUACCUGAGCACCAAAGGGAAGUCCAUGGUGGCUGUGGAGAUCUUCUCCAUUUUGGCCUCUGCGGCUGCUCUCUUGGCUUGUAUCUUUUUUCCCAAAUGCUACAUUAUUCUGCUGAGGCCUGAUCUGAAUUGCAGAGCAAAUAUAGUACGAAACAAGAAUUUCUAA